GAGUCAUGCGUACCACGGUGGUAGCCAACUAGUUAUAGAUAGAGAUACGAAUAAUGUAAUUUUUCAUAUAAAGUAUCCUUUUUGUCAAAAAAAUAAAAAUAAAAAUAAAUUAUAAGUAUUAAUUUAUAGAUUGCCUAACCCCAAUAUCUUGCACACUCUCACUUCUGACUUAGCAAAAUCCCUAAACUCCACAGAUGCACACGCUCAUUUUUCAAAUCUGAAAUCUUUUUCAUACAGUUGCAUUAGACAAAUAUUUGUUGAUCUCAUAUUGAAAAAUUUAUUUCAGUUUGUUUUCGGUUAACGCUUUUUAACCUAACCGAAAAAUCGAACCGAUCAAACGGCCGGCCCUAAUUAAUUGCAUAUAUAUAAUAGCAUUGAAUAAUUUUAAGACGUUAUAAUGGAGAAAUUUGAUAAGGUUGGGUUGUUGUUCUUGUUAUCUUUGAUGGUGAUAACAUUAUGGUUUCCGAUUGUUGACUGCUCAAAGAAAGCAGUAGGAGUAGCCAGAAAAGAAGACAUACCGUAUAUAAAAUGUCAGGUGUGUGAGAAGCUGGCGUAUCAGUUAUACCAUCAUGUUCAGAAUAAACAAGAUGAGAUCUCUCCUAAGAAGAUCUCGGAGUAUCAGAUAAUAGAGAUUUCAGAGAAUGUAUGUAAUUUAAAGAAGCUGGAAGCUGAUUGGAUUCUUAAAAUUGAUAUAGUUGAACAAGGAGACAGGUUGGAGCUGGUUGAACAAGACUCUGAAGGACAAUGCAAUUCAGAAUGCAAAACAGUAGAGCGUGCUUGUCAAGAUGUCAUGGAUUAUUCUGAUACGGAUGUGGCAGAAUAUUUAUAUAAAACCAAACCAGAUCUUGAUUCUUUGAAAAGUUUCCUUUGCAAGGAUUUGACCAAAGCUUGUAGUAAGGCACCACCUCCAGUUCCUAAGAAUAGAGCUCCGGGAGAACCUUUUAUUGCAAAGUCCUCAAAAGAGGCUGAAAUGGAAAAGCUAAUGCGAUCCAUGCAGGAUAUGCCUGGAGCCCCUGGUAUGCAAAUGUAUUCCAGGGAAGAUUUGAUGAACCAAAGGUUUGGUGGUGAAGAUGCUGAUGAAGAUGACGAUGAUGACGAAGGAAGCUUCCCGUCAAAGGUGGGAAAGGUUAUUAAAGAAAGCCAGAAGACUGAUUGGAAGCAACAGAUCACAAAGGGAAUUGAGGACGCAAGCCAGACUCUGAAGAAACACGCUAACAGAGUAUCCUACAGGGUGAGAAAGUGGUGGGCAGCGAAGAAAGCACAAUGGAAGAAGAGUUCUAAAACUGGUAAGGGAGAGCUAUAAUGAUGGUGAAGUUCCUUUUUCCUCCUCUUUCUUUUCUCCCUUUAUAGUGCAGUUUGAUGAGAGACAGGAAAACUGUAAUUCUCUUCUUGUGUCCAUGAGAUUUUUGUUUCUCUGCCGCCAUCUUCGGCAAUUUACAUGUCAUGUACGUUUACUUUCAAUGAGUCUUCUAAUCUUGUUAGAGAUUUAUUUACCAGUAAAAAAAGUAGAGAACUUCUAGUA
This is a messenger RNA of Capsicum annuum, 1522 nucleotides long. RefSeq lists its product as uncharacterized. The record is from RefSeq and is a predicted model, not a curated record. The transcript has 7 exons. The coding region runs from base 398 to 1303 and encodes 301 amino acids. Lineage: Eukaryota; Viridiplantae; Streptophyta; Magnoliopsida; Solanales; Solanaceae.